Messenger RNA from Encephalitozoon romaleae SJ-2008, 405 nucleotides. RefSeq lists its product as hypothetical. Lineage: Eukaryota; Fungi; Microsporidia; Unikaryonidae. Bases 1 to 405 code for a protein of 134 amino acids. The transcript has a single exon. The record is from RefSeq and is a predicted model, not a curated record.
AUGAUUAUCCUCACAAUAUUAAUGAGUGUUGGUGCAUAUUAUAUGCCAUCCCCAAGGCAUGCAUUCAUAAUUACUACUAGAACGCUCUCACCAUAUCGCCUAGAUUCAUUUCCGUUCUCGCAGGUAGGGCCUUAUAAGACAUCUACAGACCCGAUCCUUUAUUCAAGGCCAUCAAGGUUUGAAACGGAAACAUCCACUGAAGUUGGAGAAAGAAAAAACAGCGUAUCUGAAGAGAAAAAAGAGGGCAUCAAGAGCGGUCUUUCAAGCAUUAUAUCUACAAGUAUGCUCUGCAAGCUCUUUUUCUACACUGUGAUGGUUGUCCUAAUCUUUUUCAUGGGGUAUCAAACAAGAAAAUGCCAUGAAGGAGGGUCUUACGUAAGGCUCCCAACGUCUUCGAAUAGCUGA